UCGCCAGCCUGAAGCACAGCCACGUCGCUCGCUGCUGGGCAUUAGCAAGCAACACCAACACCACGAUCACAUUCGACACGAACGUCAGUCACUUGCGGAGUGACAUGUGCGGGCAUCAUUGCUGGAGGUAGCCCUUUUGCCGCUUCAAAUCCUCCCUUUCAGACCACGAACCCUUCGCCCCGGCCGACCCGAUCGACAGAUCACGACAUCGCAUUGCAAUCCCCAAUCUCGAAUCCACGCCCUCCGAGCAACAUGGCGUACAUUCUUUUGCCACUUUCUCUUUUCCUCCUCAUCACUGUCACAAUCCUCUUCUUCACAAGGGCAUACUGGAGUCACCACGUUUCCGACCUCCCCAUCCCGGGCCGCGAGUACCUCUACUCCCGCCUUCCAUCAUCCUUUACCGGCGACAUUGAGGCCGGUCUCUCGAGCAGUACUUUUGAUCUCAGCACCAACGUUGAGGCGGGCGACAGUCGCGCCGGGCUCGACAAUGCAAGCAAGAAGGAGAUCCUCAAGAUUAUGAAGAAGCGACGCAUGAACUUUGACCAGGCGCGGGGCGUCUACAUGCAGAACCGCUUCAAGGCGAACGGCAUCGGUCCCGACGGUCGUCCGCUUGAUCCCAAGGCCGUGACUUUCAGUUAAUGGACGGGCGGCGAUUAUCACGACUGAUCUCCUCAGAAGGAAUCUUCAGAUGUCAGGGGCUGAGAUAUGUCAGCCCCACGAACGAACGUGCGAGCAACGAACCAGUGAGCGGUCCCACAUCCUGGGCCCAGCAGUAAUACGAGUGAUGGUCUUCAUUGAGAGCGGCUCAUCGAGGAGGCUUUCAGCAACUUUGGCGUAUUUGUCUUGACAGACCAACUAUUUCUCUUUGUCGGGGUGUCUGUGGGGGUUUCCCCACAAGUGCAUGCGUACAGGCUUAUAUGCAGAUUUUUAAACAUACUCUCCUAGAGCUGUCAA
Verticillium alfalfae VaMs.102 is the source of this 954-nucleotide messenger RNA. RefSeq lists its product as hypothetical. The transcript has a single exon. The record is from RefSeq and is a predicted model, not a curated record. Bases 253 to 639 code for a protein of 128 amino acids. NCBI's taxonomy places the organism in Eukaryota, Fungi, Ascomycota, Sordariomycetes, Glomerellales, Plectosphaerellaceae.